AUGACGGGGAAUGUGUGCGCGAUUGCCGGCCCAGCCACGCGUGUGUCUUUCUAUUUUGCUUGCUUCAAGCGCCUGCACGUUUCUCGUUGCGGCCCCGCUGCGACUGCCACGCGGCCAUGCGGGGCGGAGUGGCGUGGCGGCGUCCCUCCACUUGCGGCACGCGGGGCCCUGCGUGCAUGUUUUUGCUCCUCUAACCCUGACACCCGCGCCCCACCCCGCACUGUGAAGGUGAAUCCACGGAAGGCUAGCAAGAAGAUAAACCCACUCACACAGGCAGCAAUGACGGGCCCGGCGCGGACGCUGUCGCUCGUGGCCGUUCUGGUCGUCGUGUUGUGUCUCCUCCCCGCGGCGAUGGCGAGUCUGCAGGUGGAGGAGACGCUGGCGUCGCAUUUUGCGGCGUUCAAGCAGAGGCACGGCAAGGUGUACAGGAGCGCCGCCGAGGAGGCGUUCCGCCUGGGUGUGUUCAAGGAGAACCUGCUCCUUGCGAGGUUGCACGCCGCGGCAAACCCACACGCGAGCUUUGGCGUCACGCCCUUCUCGGACCUUACGCGCGAGGAGUUCCGGUCCCGCUACCACAACGCCGCGGCGCACUUCGCAGCGGCGCAGAAGCGCGCGCGGGUGCCGGUGGAGGUGGAGGUUGGAGGGGCCCCCGCGGCGGUGGAUUGGCGCGCGCGAGGCGCCGUGACAGCCGUCAAGGACCAGGGCGAGUGCGGCUCCUGUUGGGCCUUCUCCACCAUCGGCAACAUCGAGGGCCAGUGGCACCUCGCCGGCAACCCGCUAACAAGCCUGUCGGAGCAGAUGCUCGUGUCGUGCGACAACGCGGACAAUGGCUGCGAUGGUGGCCUGAUGGACAACGCCUUUGACUGGAUUGUCGGGAAGAAUAACGGCACUGUGUACACGGAGGCGAGCUACUCCUACGUGUCAGGUGGUGGAAACUCGCAGAAGUGCGACAUGUCCGGCCACGUGGUGGGCGCCGUCAUCUCUGGUCAUGUUGACUUGCCGAAGGACGAGGACAAAAUGGCCGCCUGGCUUGCUGCCAACGGCCCGCUCGCCAUUGCUGUCGACGCCACCAGCUUCAUGUCCUACACGGGCGGUGUCCUGACGAACUGCAUCUCCGACCAGCUGGACCACGGCGUUGUGCUCGUCGGCUACAAUGACAGCAGCAACCCGCCGUACUGGAUCAUUAAGAACUCGUGGGGCGCGGACUGGGGCGAGGGGGGUUACAUCCGCAUACAGAAGGGCACGAACCAGUGCCUCGUCAAUAACUACGCCUGCUCGGCGGUGGUUGGUGGUCCCGCGCCCACCCCCGACCCAAGCACGACGACGACGACAAGUGCUCCGGGGCCGUCCCUCCUCGUGCAGCAGCUCUGCUGGGGCCCUGAGUGCGCCACGGGGUGCGUGAACAUGUCGUUCCCAACCGGCCGGUGCGUCCAGACCUCCAGCGGAGUUUCUGCUAUUCUCACGUGCGAUGCCACGUCCGUCGUCGAGAAGCUCUUCCCGCUGAGCUCGGACUGCACCGGCCUGGCGCUGCCAGUCCGCGUGCCGCUCAACAAGUGCUUGUCGUUUUUUGUCGGCUCCGUCCAGUCC
Trypanosoma rangeli is the source of this 1587-nucleotide messenger RNA. Its product is annotated as cathepsin L-like protein. The transcript has a single exon. Lineage: Eukaryota; Euglenozoa; Kinetoplastea; Trypanosomatida; Trypanosomatidae. Gene Ontology annotation, molecular function: cysteine-type endopeptidase activity. Gene Ontology annotation, cellular component: lysosome. The record is from RefSeq and is a predicted model, not a curated record. The annotation marks the transcript as partial.